This is a messenger RNA of Lactuca virosa, 1700 nucleotides long. The record is from the annotation of a GenBank genome assembly. NCBI's taxonomy places the organism in Eukaryota, Viridiplantae, Streptophyta, Magnoliopsida, Asterales, Asteraceae.
GGUUGAUGGGUUGAUGCGCUAAAGCACACUAGUAAUGGGAGAGCGAUAGAGUCAUAUCGUCCUCAAAGUCGUCAAAUUCCCAAAUUCAAUCGCGUUUCUGUCGGUGGGAGCGCGUGAUUUCCUCCGUAUCUCCGCCUCUCCCUUUCCCCACCACACUUCUCUGCUUCUAUAUUUCGUUUUCAGUUUUUAUAAUUUCUUUAAUCUAAAUCGCCACUUGGUUUGGAUUUUGUAUUUGCGUGGUCCGAGUUGUCAUAAAUUGAACAAUGCAGCAUUUUUGACAUGAAUCAGAGUUUGUUUCAAUCAUUCCUACCGAUAUAGACAAAUUUAGGGUUUUUGUAGCUCAGAGCAGCCAGCAAGCGAGCAAUGCUGGGUGGUAAAGCGAUGCUUAAUUUCCUUACCAGAAAAGAUGUCAGAAAAAUCCUCAAGCGCAAAGACAGUGAUGCUGGUGAAAGAGGAAGAGCAAUGGAGGAACUACGGGCUUCUUUAUUUAGCAAGUUUAGGCGUCAACACCAAUCGUUGUUGGGGCCCACUCUUGCUCUUACAUUCAAUUUUGUUGCAUCUGUACUUGUGAAAGUUGGAUUCAAUUAUCCAAUCUUUCUGACUUUUAUUCACUACAUUUGUAGUUGGUUGAUAAUGGGCAUCUUGAAGGCUUUAUCUCUCCUUCCUCCACCUCCUUCUUCAAAGUCAACCAAAUUUUCUUCAUUGCUUGGUCUUGGUAUAGUCAUGUCACUCUCUACGGGUCUUGCUAAUGUUAGUUUGAAGUUCAAUAGUGUUGGAUUCUAUCAAAUGGCUAAGAUUGCAGUAACCCCAGCAAUUGUUUUAGCAGAAUUCAUGCUCUACAACAAAAGAAUAUCUUUCCGAAAGGUGCUUGCACUUACUGUAGUUUCCAUUGGUGUUGCUGUUGCUACUGUGACCGAUUUGCAGUUCCAUUUUUUUGGUGCUUGUAUAGCAGUUGCUUGGAUAAUCCCAAGUGCAACUAAUAAAAUAUUGUGGUCAAAUCUUCAACAACAGGAAAGCUGGAAUGCAUUGGCGCUAAUGUGGAAGACUACACCCAUCACUCUCUUUUUUCUAGUCAUGAUGAUGCCAUCACUUGAUCCACCUGGCGUACUUUCAUUUGACUGGAGCUUCUACAAUUCUUCCAUUAUUGGGGCUUCUGCUGUUCUCGGCUUCUUGCUUCAGUGGUCUGGUGCUUUGGCUCUCGGGGAAACUUCAGCAACAACUCAUGUUGUUCUUGGACAAUUCAAAACAUGUGUGAUCCUUUUAGGAGGUUUCAUUAUGUUUGGGUCAAACCCAGGGUCAACCAGCAUCUGUGGUGCACUCACAGCUCUUGUUGGCAUGUCUUUCUACACACAUCUUAACUUGAAGAGGUCAACCCAACAACAGUCAGGAAAAACAUCUCCCAGACAACAAUCAUCAUCAUCAUCAUCAUCAUCAUCAUCCACAUCAUCUUUUUCUUUACCAAAAUCAAAACUUGGAAAAGAAAAUGGAGGAGACAUUCAUAUUCAUGGGGACGAAUCCGUCUAAUCAUUAAUGAAAACACACAUUCACACUCACACUCACACACACCCAUCAAGGAAAUUCUUUAACUUUAAUUGUUUACAAGUUGUUUUUUUUUGAUGUUUUAGAUAGGUGUAGGACAUUAGGAUUGUAAGAUCGGGUGCAUGUAAAUUGGGCUUGUUUUUAGAUAUGGCUAAUUGCUU